This is a messenger RNA of Erythranthe guttata (spotted monkey flower), 2643 nucleotides long. The record is from RefSeq and is a predicted model, not a curated record. NCBI's taxonomy places the organism in Eukaryota, Viridiplantae, Streptophyta, Magnoliopsida, Lamiales, Phrymaceae.
AUGGCAGCCUAUGCAGCUCUACUUUCUCUCAAGUAUAUCAUCCAACAGAUUCAGCUUCAUCCUCGCCCUCCAAUUUCUUUUGAUCAAAACCAGGUUGAUUCUCUCACCAAAAGCCUCAAUUUCUUGCAAGAUUUUCUUGAAGGUUAUUCGUACGGCAGCAGCAGCAUCAGCAGGGAAGCAGUAGAUGUUUUGGAAAGUCGUAUUAAAAAUGCAGCUCUUGCGGGAGAAGAUCUAAUCGAAACCCGAGUUGUCGAUCAAAUUCACGGUGGAUCGACUGCUCAUGGCAAAAAAAUCAGUUCCAGUGACUUCCAUCAAGAUCUGGAGAUGGUAAUCCAAGACAUGGGUUUCAUCAAGAAAGAUGUGAUGGAGAUUAAAGAGAAUCAUAUUGGAAUUGAAGAUCACCUGCUCAGAAAGUCAUCGACACUUGGUGGUGCCGGUGCAUCAAGCUCACCUUCGACGAGGCAGAACGCCAUGGUUGGUUUUGAUCAUCUCUUAAAUGUAGUCAUGGAUAAGCUCACUGGAGGACAAUCCAAUCUCCGCAUAAUCUCGAUUGUUGGUAUGGGCGGCAUUGGUAAGACUACUCUUGCUAAAAAUGCUUACCUUAAGUUUAUGAAGCACUUUGAUAUUCAAGCUUGGGUUACAAUAUCUCAAAAUUACAGCGUGAGACAAAUUCUUAUAGAAAUUCUUCUUUGUAUUAGCAAAGAAGAGAGCCCGGAAAGCUUGAGUGCGAAGAGCGAAGGUGAAUUAGGUGAAAGAGUACACAAAACUUUAUGGAAGAGGAGAUAUUUGAUUGUAAUGGAUGAUAUUUGGAGUAUUGAUGUAUGGGAUAAAGUGCAAAUCUUCUUUCCGGACAAUGGUCAAGGAAGUAGAGUAAUGAUAACCACUAGGCUGUCGAACGUUGCUUCGAUUGGCUCUUAUGGCAUUGUGAUGGGUUUUUUAAAUGAGGAUAAGAGUUGGGAUCUACUGUGCAGAUCUGUAUUUAAAGAAGAAAAAGAUUGCCCUCCUGAAUUGGUGGAAAUAGGAAAGAAGAUUGCCAAAAAUUGCGAAGGACUUCCUUUGUCAAUAGUUGUGAUUGGAGGACACCUAGCGAAGUCUGAGCGCACAAAAGAACAUUGGGAAUAUAUUUCAGAAAACACAAACACAAUUGUAAAUUCGGAAGACAACGAGCGUUGCUUAAAAGCAUUACAAUUGAGUUAUAACCAUUUGCCGGUACAUCUAAAGCCAUGUUUUCUUUAUAUGGGAGUUUUUCCGGAGGGCAACAUGAUCCGUGUCUCGUGGCUCGUAAAACUAUGGGUUUCUGAGGGAUUUGUGAAACCAAUUAACUGCAAAAGCUUGGAAGUGGUUUCGAGAGAGUACUUGCAGGAGCUCUGUGAUAGAAACCUGAUUUUAGUUCAUAAAAGGGGGUCUAAUGGAAAUAUAAAAUAUUGCAAAAUCCAUGAUCUCUUGAGGGAUUUAUGCUUGAGAGAAGCUGAGAGAGAGAAGUUCCUUUAUGUCAGAAGACCGCAUGAACUUACCAUUCCACAGGUCAUAAAUACCCAAUGCCGCAUUGGUAUUCAUCAAAGCAUGUCGGAGAAGGAUCCAAUCCUUCAUACAUUGCAAGAUGUGCCUCUUGUUCGUUCUUUGAUUUGCAAUUUUGAAGAACGUUUACCAUUACUUGAUUUUAGGUUGUUGAGGGUGCUGAAAGCCGAUGAUAAAAAUUCAUAUUUCGAUAACAACAGACCAUACAAAUAUUCCGUAGAAGUUGUUUUUCGGCUAGUUAACCUGAGGUUCAUUGCUAUCCGAUCUGAUGUGCCUAAAAAUUCCGGAUUUCCUUCUUUAGUCAAUCUCCUUUGGAAUCUACAGACUUUAAUCGUAAAUGGUAUCUUUGGCGUUGUUGCACCAUGUGAAAUUUGGAACAUGACUCAACUUAAGCAUGUUCAUUUCUUUCAACUUAAGCUGCCUGAUCCUCCUAUCGGUGGGAAAGGCAACGAGUUUGUUUUGGAGAACCUACAAACGCUCACUCAUAUAAGAAAUUUCAAAUGUGGAGAAGAGGUGGUCAAGAGAAUCCCCAAUAUCAAUAAAUUACAAAUAUCUUACUUUGAGGAACCUCAGGGAUUUUUGAGUUACUCUCUCGACAAUCUUGGCCAGCUACAUAAACUCGAGUCCUUGCGUUUAUCAAUUUAUUCCGAAAAUAAGCAUUUGCUGCAGAAUUUCAUCCUCCCCAAUUCCCUCAAGAAGUUGACUUUGAUGGGGACCUGUCUCAAAUGGGAAGACAUGAAGACAAAGAUAUGUUUGUUACCCAAUCUUCAAGUCCUCAAACUGAAGGAAUAUUCUUUUGUGGGGACCGAGUGGGAAACAGUUGAAGGGCAAUUCUGCAACCUUAGAUACUUGCUAAUCAGAAGUUGCCGUGACCUGGAAUGGUGGACGACAGAUAGCUCCCACUUUCCACGCCUCGAGCAUCUUCAUCUUCGCUACUUGCAUAAGUUGAAAGAGAUCCCUUCAUGUAUUGGAGAAAUAUCAACGCUUCAAUCGAUUGAGUUGAUUUCGUGUAGCAAGUUAGCUGUCAUUUCUGCUAAACAAAUAUUGAAGGAACAAGAGGAUUUUGGCAAUGAAGACUUUCGAGUUCAAGUCUUCGACACGAUGAGCCUUGGUGAAACUUGGUGA